Messenger RNA from Dioscorea cayenensis subsp. rotundata (Guinea yam), 2638 nucleotides. Its product is annotated as serine/threonine-protein kinase D6PK. Gene Ontology annotation, molecular function: ATP binding; protein serine/threonine kinase activity. The transcript has 3 exons. Gene Ontology annotation, biological process: protein phosphorylation. Lineage: Eukaryota; Viridiplantae; Streptophyta; Magnoliopsida; Dioscoreales; Dioscoreaceae. The record is from RefSeq and is a predicted model, not a curated record. Bases 786 to 2618 code for a protein of 610 amino acids. Gene Ontology annotation, cellular component: cytoplasm; plasma membrane; nucleus.
AUUCUCUCUCUUUGCUUUCUUUUUUUUUUCCCUUCUAUUCUCCAGAGAAGGAGAGAGAGAGGGGAAGUGGGACACCGGCGGAUCUAGGGAUUGGGGUUUGGGAGUUGUGGGAAGCCCUAGAUCGAGCUCCAGAAAUCCUUGAGCUAGCUCUGGAUCUCGAGCUCCUUCUUUGGUUCCUCCUCUGCGGAAGGUUUAUGGAAAGAAGAGAAAGGGACACACUACUGUUCUGUUCUUAGCUUGUGUGUUGUUUCCAUUCUACUAAUCAUAAAGGUGUACUAUGCAAUGCAAAGGUUGGAAGGCAUUAUCUGGGGGAUCUCUUAGUUUAUGAGUGGAGAAGAGGAAACAGCCUCAAAUUCAAACAAUUUGGCUGCUUUAAUUCUUUGCAAUUUCUGGAUUUCUUGAUUGAAGGUAGUUGCUUUGUUUGUGCCUUUUGGCAUCACAUUGUACUACUGCUGGGAGUCUAGGUAAUGCUAAAGGUUUGUGGAAGAUGGAUAUGGUUCCCGAGUCCAAGUUGCGGGUGGAGAGGCUCCCUGUUGUUGAUCCAGUGUCGGAUUUGCGAGGGAGCACUUUGAAAAUGAAAGGAGAAUUUCUCAGUGGUCAGAAAACACAGAAUUUCGGAUGCAAUUUUACUAGUGAAUUCAUGGAAAGGAAAGAGCUCUUCCCAAGAAACAAAGGAAGUGUCACCAGAGCCAGGUAGCUUCAGGAGCACUGACUCUUUUGAAGAUGUUGGAUGCAGUUCGUUCAAUGGUGCCAGUCAUCCUCCGGAACCUGUGGACACUGAUCUGAUGAGCACGGUCUAUGUCACAUUAGAUGAAAAGAAACCUGAAGCAGGGUGUUUGGUGAAGGGAAUUUCUGUUAAAGGCCCUUUCAUUGAUGAUCUCUCAAUUGGGGUUCCGGCUGUGAAACCAAGCGUAGUCAUCUCACCGAUGGAAACAUCAGUUGACGAGCCUAAUCCUCCGGGUGUGAUUUCUUCUCCCUUCUCUGUUCCGCGGUCAUCACAGAACAUGGAUGGUUCAUUUCCACCACAUGAUACUGAAGAGAAAGAGUGUGUAUGGGAUGCUUCCCUGCCACCAAGCGGCAAUGUGAGUCCUCAUAGUAGCAUUGAUAGCAUCGGUGUGGCGACUGCCAUGAGUAUAGUGAAUAGCUGCACAAGCACUUACCGGAGUGAUUGCAUGACAAGUGAUGGUAUGCUUAGUGUGGAAAGGAACUGCGAGAGUGCCAAGGGUAGUGUCCGGGGGGAUUCACUAGAAAGUGCAAAGACCAGCAUGAGCAGAGCAAGUGACAGUAGUGGCCUCAGCGAUGAUAGUAAUUGGAGUAAUAUUACUGGCAGCGCUAACAAGCCACACAAGGGAAAUGAUCCGAGAUGGAAGGCCAUUCUCGCUGUCCGAGCUAGGGAUGGUUUACUGGGGAUGAGCCAUUUUCGGUUGCUCAAACGGCUAGGAUGCGGUGACAUUGGCAGUGUGUAUCUCUCAGAGUUGACUGGCACUAGAUGCUAUUUUGCUAUGAAAGUGAUGGACAAAGCAUCAUUGGCUAGCAGGAAGAAGCUCAUGAGAGCGCAGACUGAAAGGGAAAUUCUCCAGCUCCUUGAUCAUCCGUUUCUGCCGACUUUGUAUACACACUUUGAGACUGAUAGGUUCUCUUGUUUGGUCAUGGAAUUCUGUCCUGGUGGCGAUUUGCACACUUUGAGGCAGAGGCAGCCAGGGAAGCACUUCUCCGAGUAUGCAGCAAGGUUCUACGCAGCUGAAGUACUGCUAGCUCUUGAGUAUCUGCACAUGCUUGGAGUUGUCUAUAGAGACCUGAAACCAGAGAAUGUGCUAGUCCGUGAUGAUGGUCAUAUAAUGCUCUCAGAUUUUGAUCUAUCACUAAGAUGUGCAGUUUCUCCAACACUCAUAAAGACUUCCUCCAACUCCGACCCAUCCAAACGCAGCAGUGGCAGUGCAUUCUGCGUCCAACCUGCCUGCAUUGAGCCCUCAUCAGUCUGCAUCCAGCCUGCCUGUUUCAUGCCCAAACUCUUCAACCAGAAAAACAAGAAGAAACCCAGAAAACCGCGAACAGAGCCCGGAGGACAGCAAUCCACCACCCUACCGGAGCUCGUGGCCGAGCCUACAACUGCUCGGUCAAUGUCAUUCGUAGGUACACACGAGUACUUAGCCCCUGAAAUCAUCAAAGGAGAAGGUCAUGGCAGUGCUGUUGAUUGGUGGACAUUUGGUAUUUUCCUGCAUGAGCUCUUAUAUGGAAAGACACCAUUCAAAGGUUCAGGCAACCGUGCAACUUUGUUCAAUGUAGUUGGGCAGCAGCUCAGGUUCCCGGAAUCUCCAUCAACGAGUUAUGCAAGCAGAGACUUGAUCAGAGGUCUCUUAGUUAAAGAACCACAGCAUCGUUUAGGUGUAAAAAGAGGAGCCACAGAGAUCAAACAACACCCAUUCUUUGAAGGCGUUAACUGGGCUCUCAUUCGCUGUAGCACUCCGCCGGAGAUACCGAGACCUGUAGAGACUGAACUACCGAGCAAGUUCGGUGCAGCUGAAGCCGUUGUUGGAGUAGGUAGCAGUAGCAAGAAGAUGGUUGGUGCUACUGACAUGAAAUCUGGUGGGAAGUACCUGGACUUUGAGUUCUUUUAAAAGUUUUGAGUUUGUGUUUA